AUGAAACAUUCAGUUAAUUUAGGCAAAGCUAAGUUGAAUAUUUUCGUUUUUUUUAAAACUCUCUUGCCCCUCUCUCUCUUGCCUCUCUCUCUCUCUCUCUUUUUCUCUCUUUCAUUUAGUCGGAUCGAUCGUUUUCUCAGUUUCUGUCAUUCUUCCUCCCUAUUCAGUUUCUUUCUUUCUUUCUUUCUUUCUUUCUUUCUUUCUUUUCCCCCAUUGUCUGCUCUCUAUGUUUACGUCUUUCUGUCCGUAUUCUUCCUCAUUUUCUACUGCAUUGUCCUCUUCCAAACUCUUUUUGUCUGUUGUCCUUCUUGUUCUCUUUUUAUUUCUUUAUCUUUUGAAUACAUUUUUCUCUUUUUUAUUUCACUCUCUCAUUCUUUUUACCGCAUUUUCCCCCUUUCCUUAUUUUAUUCUCACUUCAUGCGCUAUUCACUCUCCAAUUUCAAAAUCUCUUUUUUCUUCUCCUUUAUUCCCUUCUUCCUUUUCUGUGUAACGCUUUUCUAUUCGUUUCUUCAUUCUUUCUACUUCUCUCGUUCUUUUUUUUCCCGCGCACUGUUUUCCAUUUGGCACUUUCAAAAUGACUACACAUUUCUUUUGCUCUCCUUCUUCUUUAUAUUGACCUCAUUCAAAACCCUAUUUCACUGUUUUCUUUCUCUCUUUCUCUUUAUGGCUACUUCACUUUCUUCUGACAUCUUUUUCCAGUGCUGCUUUAAUUUUCUUUCUUUUUCUUUCUUUCUUUCUUUCUUUCUUUCUUUCUUUCUUUCUUUGACACCUUUUCCCAAGCCUUUUUCUUUCGUCUCUUCUUCUAUCCUUUCAAUUGUAACUGUUCUUUCACUAAAACCUCAAUACUUUUUAUUUUUAAUUUUUCAGUAUUUUUAA
Molecule: messenger RNA, 876 nt
Organism: Acanthosepion pharaonis
Lineage: Eukaryota; Metazoa; Mollusca; Cephalopoda; Sepiida; Sepiidae
Source: the annotation of a GenBank genome assembly